This is a messenger RNA of Lepidothrix coronata (blue-crowned manakin), 5243 nucleotides long. RefSeq names its product DEAD-box helicase 4 (gene DDX4). The transcript is spliced from 33 exons. Gene Ontology annotation, molecular function: RNA binding; protein binding; ATP binding. Gene Ontology annotation, cellular component: P granule; nucleus. The record is from RefSeq and is a predicted model, not a curated record. Gene Ontology annotation, biological process: gamete generation; cell differentiation. Lineage: Eukaryota; Metazoa; Chordata; Aves; Passeriformes; Pipridae. The coding region runs from base 146 to 4735 and encodes 1529 amino acids.
CAUUGGAUGGCCGCGGGUCACGUGACCAGCCGGUUGCACGUGCACGGUGUCCUUAAGAGGGUGUCGGUGCCCGGCGCCAUUUUAGUUCCUUGCAGAGCGAGGUCUGGCAGGGCACAGCUUGAUUGAAGAGGACUGGAAUCCGGAGAUGGGGGACGAGGCGUUGCUCCCAUCCCUUGAGAAGGUUAGCUUGUUUGAAAGACCAAAUGACCUCUCAUCUGGCUUCAGUCCGAGUGUAAGCUCAUUCGGUACUGAUGAAUUUUUGAACAGACAGUGUCAACCAAUGAGUAGUUUCGGUAGAGGAAGGAAUUUUGCAGCCAAAGGUUUUCAAGAAAGAAACAUAGAAGAUGCUAGUAUGCAAAAUAGAGGGUCUAAAGGAUUCUCUGGUGGCUUUGGACAAGGUAAAAGGCUCUUGAUCUGCACAUGCAGAAUUGUCAAACUAAGUUGUUGUUUGCUGUGCUGUACUCCAGGUUUUCAAGGAAGAAAUGCUGCAGAAGGUUCUAGUAUGCAUACAAAAAAUAAAGGGUUUAAAGGAUUUCAUGGUGACUUUGGACAAUGUGAGAAUAGGCAGAGGAACAUGUCUCAGUCUGGAAUUCUUGACUCUACAGGAAAAGGAACAUUUACAGAUGGUGCAGGUUUUCAAGAAAGAAACGUUGUAAAAGGUUUUAGUACACGAAAUAGAGGGUCCAAAGGAUUUCAUGAUAGCUUUGGACAAGGUAUUAAUAAUGGGCGAAGGGUCAUACCUCAGUCUGGAACUCUUGGCUCUAGAGAAAAAGGGACAUUUACAGAGGGUGCAGGUCCGAAGGUGACAUAUGUGCCCCCUCCUCCACCUGAUGAUGAACAAGCCAUCUUUGCACGUUAUGAGACAGGAAUGAAUUUUGACAAGUAUGAUGAAAAUAUCGUUGAAGUGUCAGGACUGGACCCUCCAGCAGCAUUAAUGAGCUUUGCAGAUGCUAACAUAUCCCAUACUUUAACUGUGAACAUUGCUAAAGCUGGAUACUCUAAACCUACUCCGGUGCAGAAGUACAGCAUUCCUAUUGUACUGGCAGGACGGGAUUUAAUGGCAUGUGCCCAGACAGGAUCAGGAAAAACUGCAGCUUUUCUUGUACCAAUUGUGGCCCAAAUGAUGAGAGAUGGUGUAACUGCCAGUAGCUUUAAACAGCAGCAAGAACCAGAAUGUAUCAUUACUGGCCCAACUAGAGAACUAGUAAAUCAGAUCUUCCUAGAAGCAAGGAAAUUUGUGUAUGGAACUUGUAUAAGGCCUGUUGUGGUCUAUGGAGGUACACAAAUAGGCCAUUCAGUUCAUCAGGUUAUGCAAGGCUGUAAUAUACUAUGUGCCACUCCAGGAAGGCUUCUAGACAUCAUUGGAAGAGGAAAGAUUAGUUUGCAUAAUGUGAAAUAUUUGGUGCUAGAUGAAGCAGACCGCAUGCUUGAUAUGGGUUUUGGCUCAGAGAUGAAGAAGCUGAUUUCUUUCCCAGACAUGCCACAAAAAGACAAACGCCAGACACUAAUGUUUAGUGCCACAUUCCCUGAAGAAGUUCAGAGGCUGGCUGGUGAAUUUUUGAAAACUGAUUUUUUAUUUGUUGUUGUUGGACAUGUGGGUGGAGCAUGCAGCGAUGUUCAGCAAAAUAUUCUUCAGGUUUCUCAGUAUCUCAAGAGAGAUAAACUGAUGGAAAUUCUACGCAGCACAGGUAAUGAGCGAACCAUGGUGUUUGUGGACACAAAGAAAAAAGCAGACUUCAUUGCAUGCUUUCUUUGUCAAGAAAAUAUACCAGCCACUAGCAUCCAUGGAGAUAGAGAGCAGAGAGAGAGAGAAAUAGCCCUUCAGGAUUUUCGUUCUGGAAAAUGUCCAGUUCUCGUGGCAACCUCAGUGGCAGCAAGAGGUCUGGACAUCGAAAGCGUUCAGAAUGUUAUUAAUUUUGAUCUUCCUUCCACCAUUGAGGAGUAUGUACACAGAAUUGGACGAACUGGCCGUUGUGGAAAUACAGGGAAAGCAGUUUGCUUCUUUGAUAAUGAUUCGGAUGGCCAUCUUGCACAGUCUCUAAUUAAAGUGCUUUCAGACGCCCAGCAGGAAGUUCCUCUUUGGUUGACAGAAGUUGCUUUUGAGUCUGAAAGAGGAAGACUCUCAGUUAAUGUCCGAAAGCAUUUCGUGCCUGUAGUUACUGAGAAGGAAAUGUUCAGCACUUUGAUUUGGAUGUUUGUCCUGCUCUACAGCUCUGUAGCAGAUGAAAACUCUAUCAGAGAUGCUGACAUUUUUCCUUCAUCUGCUGAAAUUAAAAGAGGAUCCUCCCUGAAACGAUUUUGUAUUCUUGGAAAACACCACAUGCCUCACAGAAAUGCAAGCCACAUCAUCUGGAAAUUGAAUGAUGAAUUGAUUGCUCCAGAGAAUUAUAACAUUGUGAAUGAGACUGUAUCUAGUAUAACCAUCCCUAAUUUCACCUACAGCACAGCUUAUCUGGAAUGUUUCAUGAAGUACUUGGACAAGGAACAGCUUCUGGUUCACAAAGAAUUUAAAUCUGGCUUUCCUCCAGACACUCCGGAAAAUAUUUCCUGCAUUUAUUACUUUGAUGAUAACCUUACCUGUACCUGGAAUUCAGGAAGAAAAACAAGUUUUACAAGAAACUAUACUCUUUACCGAAAACUGGUGACUAAUCCAAAUACUAUAGUCAGCUCCUGCCAGAGUAAAACAGAGUCAUGUUCAUUUCUAUAUCCAGAUACUCCGUAUAGUAGUGCUUUUUGUUUUCAGGUGAAAGCUGAAAAUGUUUUGGGUGAAGCCUUAUCGAAGUGUGUUCCUAUAGCUAUGGGAAAAAUAGAGAAAUUUGACCCUCCUGAAAUACUUUUAGUUAAAACAAUCAGCGGUAUAAAGCAGUUACUUACAGUAACCUGGAAAAUGCCUGAGAAGAUUGUCCCUUCACAAGAUUUAACUUGCCAGGUUCAAUACAGAAACUUGUAUUCAAACUCUACAAAAUAUGUCACUGUCCCACUGAAUUCUGCAGAGAAAACAGGAUCAUGUAAUCUCACAGGUCUGUGGGACUCCACAGAAUAUUCUGUUGCUGUUCGGUGUAUCAGUAAUGAAUCAAUAUUUUGGAGUGAAUGGAGUGGAGAGAAAAGUGGAAGCACGAAAGAGAAAGCUCCUUUAGAAAAAGUGGAUUUGUGGAGGGUAAUUGAGUCUUCACACUCACCUGGAAGUAGAUUCGUACAUCUUAUGUGGAAGCCAUUAAAUAGCUUUCCACCUUCUGGGAGAAUUCUAGGCUACAAAAUACAGUAUUUUCCAGAAAACAAGACUGAACUUAAAAUGAUAAACAACUCUACUGACAAGAAAAUCACUUUACUUUUAAAUGAAGAGGCACAUAUAGUAUCUGUUACUGCCUAUAACUCUGCUGGAAAUUCUCCUGAAGCUAUUUUGAGGAUUCCAUCCACAGAUGAAAAAACUGCUCAGAUUAAUGGAACAGCGAGGACCUUACCAUCAAAUGAAGAAGUGGUUGUGGAAUGGGUAGUCUCUAAACCAGAAGCAACAGAAUAUGUAGUUGAGUGGUUUGAGGACUUGGAGAUGGAUCCUUUUAGUAGAUCGUGGCAAUAUGUGUCGAAUUCUACAAACUGGAAAACUAACAAAAAAAACUUUAAACCAUUUGUAUGCUAUAAUAUCUCGGUGUAUCCUCUUUAUGGAAAUAAAGUAGCAGCUCCAUAUACCGUACAAACUUAUGUUCAACAAAAAAAACCAUCAGAAGGACCUGUGGCUGACACAGGCAUUCCAGGAAAAAAUGAAGUUACAAUAAAAUGGAAUAAGAUUUCAAAGGAUAAAAGAAAUGGAUUUAUCACUAACUAUACAAUAUUUUAUAAACCUGAAGAUGGAAAAGAAUUGAAUGAAACAGUGAACUCUAAUGCUCGACAAUACAGACUGAAGUCCUUACAGGCUAAUACACAGUAUACUGUCUAUAUCAUGGCAAGCAAUGAAGCUGGUGGAACCACCGGGGAGCCAAAGACCUUUAAAACUUUGAAACUGGAUAAAGAAGAUGUUAUUUUAAUUGCUCUACUUGUUGGAAUAAGCGUGUUCUGUCUGUUAGGCCUUUGGGUAACAUGCAUUUUGAAAAAACAUGUGUUUAAGAAGGUUUGCUGGCCUGAUAUACCAAAUCCUGCAGAGAGCAUUGCAGUGGAAUGGCCUCUUGCUGCAUCUAUGAAUAAUUCACUUUUGAAGAAGUUGGCAUCUGAGGCUAAAACUGUAGACUUUGAAGACAUAAGUGUUUUGGAACAUUGUUUUCCUGAAGAAAACCAUGUUUCUGAAUGUAUUGAUAUUAAUGCAGAAGACAUGAUCAAUGGAGAUAAAAAGAUACUGCAUAAACAAGAAAAUGAUGUUGCUAAAUGUUUUUUGCCAUCCAUGUCUUAUGUGAUCACUGAUCAAUUUACCAGAAGCCAAAUGAAGUCAACUUUGAUACUAGUGAAGGAAAUCCAACCCAUGGAAAUGCUGGCAAAUGAUUUGUGUGGAUCCCAACAGAAUUCAAUCAAAAAUGAAGAAAAUGAUGAAGUUUUAAAGGUGGAAGAUUUCAAUGAAAAAACACUGUUCAAUCCAUACCUUAAAAAUUCUGUUAAAACAAGGGAAUUUCUUAUUUCUGAGAGCUUGCCAGAGCACAAUAUGGAUGAAUGCAAAAGCCAGUCAAGUGUCUUACCUCCUUUUCAACAAAAUGUUGCAGGACAACCCUACAUAACACUGGACAUGUUCGAGCCAGCCACUGCUCAGUAGCGUGGGAAGAUUUUCUGUUGUAAAAUCCCCCUGUGAAAAAACUCUUGGCACUGCUGCUCAUGUCCAUUCCUGUGUUUUAACCUGUCUGUUCUCAGUUAAUUUGGAUGGAAACACCCUCUUCCUUCAAACAGCUGUGAAGUUAUACUUUGUACCGUGUUUAUACAUGUCAGGGUUCACUUUUUGGGUUUUUUUGUUUUGUUUUGUUUUGGUUUUGGGUGUUUUAGGGGGGGUUGUUUUGUUUGUGCGUUUUUACCAGAUAUGCCAGUACUGAGGCAAAGGAAAUAACUUUUGUUAUUUCUUCUUAGUUCUCCCAUAAUCAGCCUGCUAAAACAAACUUGUAUUUGCUGCAAGAGGAUCCAGUAAUGCAAACAGCUCAUUGAUUUGCCCCCCAGGCGGCCAGUUCCCAAGGCUCAACUCUACUGGUGAAACAUGGACUGACUUGAAUAGAGCCAGAAUCUGACGAAUUCUUACUUCAGUUACAUGAAAUAAAACUACCGUCCUGUUCUUA